Vitis riparia (riverbank grape) is the source of this 3741-nucleotide messenger RNA. RefSeq names its product receptor-like protein 13. NCBI's taxonomy places the organism in Eukaryota, Viridiplantae, Streptophyta, Magnoliopsida, Vitales, Vitaceae. The coding region runs from base 183 to 3638 and encodes 1151 amino acids. Gene Ontology annotation, molecular function: protein binding. The transcript is spliced from 11 exons. The record is from RefSeq and is a predicted model, not a curated record.
GGGUCUGUUCGUCCACAACUGAAAAGUCUUCAUGGAAAUUCCACAUGGUGGACACUUCUGAGAAAUCCCGAACGCAUUCUGCCUGGACAAUAUUGCAAUUAUAUAUAAACAAAACAGCUGCAGAGAUCUUGAAACCAAAGUCUCAAAGGUGAAGGGGAUAACUUUUCUUUUUUUUAAAUCCAAUGGAGUGGUUUUUAUCCAAGCAUUUGAUGUUGGUGUUGAUAGUGUUGCUCCAAAUCAAUGGAUACAAAGCUUGUUUGGCAGAGGAGAGAAUGGGCCUCUUAGAAUUCAAGUGGUUUUUGAAAUCCAACAAUGAAGACGCUGAUGGACUUCUCCGCUCAUGGGUUGAUGACGGGGAGAGUGAUUGUUGUGGGUGGGAGCGAGUUAAGUGCAACUCCAUUACAGGCCGUGUAAUCGAACUCUCCCUCGGCAAUAUAAGACAAAUUGACGAGAGUUAUGGCCUAAGGUGUGAUGAUACCCGGAUAUGGUCCUUAAACACCUCCUUGUUCCGUCCUUUCCAAGAAUUAACAAGCCUUGACUUGUCCAGAAACUGUUUCAAAGGUUAUCUUGAGACUGAAGGUUUUGAAAAGUUGUCAAGCUUAAAAAAGUUAAAAAUUCUAAACCUUCAAGAUAAUCAAUUUGACAAGACUAUCGUACCACCCUUGGGCACCCUCACAUCUCUGAGGGCUUUGACUCUUAGAGGAACAAAUAUUUUGGAAGAAUCAUCAUCUCCUAUCAAAGAGUUAGCAAAUCUAAGGAACUUGAAAAUGUUAGAUCUUGGAGGUAUCUUUUGUCACCACUCAGAUCUUGACUUCAUGCAAGUUGCAGGUUUUGAAAGGCUGUCAGCGCUGAAAAAGCUAGAGAUUUUAGUGCUGGAUUUCAAUUGUUUAGAUAAUUCCAUCCUUCCAUAUUUGAGCACACUCACUUCCUUAAAGAACUUAAGUCUAUCAUACAAUUCACUCUCAGGAUGGUUUCCUCCAGAUGAAUUAGCCACCCUGGUAAACUUGGAAAUAUUGGAUGUAAGUGGGAAUGAAUUCAAUGCAACUCAAACAGUGAAAGACUCUCGAAGGCUCUCAAAAUUGAAAAAGCUAAAGACCUUGGAUCUUGAUGCCAACAACUUUGAAGUGAGCAUUUUUCAAUCAUUGACUGCGUUACCAUUGCUUCGGAAUCUGAUGCUUAGCAGCAACGCUUUAGAAGGACCUUUUCCUACUAAAGAAUUGGCAAUUUUCAAAGACUUGGAGACUUUGGAUUUAAGCUCCAAUUAUCUGGAAGGCCACCUAAACAUGCAAGAACUUGCCAACAUGAGCAAUUUGAAGAUCUUAAACUUGCAAUAUAAUCGACUCAGUGAUGUCCUACCAGUCCAAGGUUUGGUAGUCUUCAAUAAAUUGGAGGUCCUGGAUCUGGCUGAUAAUGCCUUGAUUGGGAGCAUUUCCCAGUUUAUAUGGAACUUGUCCUCUGUCCAAAUUUUAUCUUUGGGAAAUAAUAUGCUCAACAGCUCUCUACCCAGUGAAGGCUUCUGUAGAAUGAAGAAGCUCAAAAAGUUGGAUCUUAGCUGGAACCGAUUUGAUGGGAUGCUUCCUACUUGUCUGAGCAAUUUUAAGUCUCUCAGAGAGUUGGAUCUCUCGUUUAACCAAUUCACAGGAAGUGUUUCUUCUCCAUUGAUAAGUAACCUCACAUCUCUUGAGUACAUCGAUCUUGGCUAUAACCAUUUCACGGGUUUGUUCUCGUUUAGCUCAUUUGCUAACCAUUCGAAGCUUGAAGUGGUGGCUUUGCCAAGUAACGAUGACAAUUUCGAGGUGGAAACUGAAUAUACAACUUGGGUUCCCAAGUUUCAGCUCAAGGUCUUGCUGCUAUCCCGUUGCAAUCUGAACAAGCUCACCGGGGAUAUCCCAAAGUUCCUCUCUCACCAGGCAUACUUACUGCAAGUCGACCUCUCACACAAUAACUUAAAAGGAGAUCUCCCAAACUGGAUGCUUGAAAAUAACAAAAGUGGACUACUCCAAGAAAAUUUUGGGGAGAUGCUUCCACGUCUGGGAUACUUGAAUUUAGCAGAAAAUGCUUUUGAGGGUCAAAUUCCACCCUCAAUUUGUAAUAUAAGUAGCCUCUGGUUUUUGGAUUUAUCAAGUAACAACUUCUCAGGAGAAGUACCAGCACAGUUGACUGUGGGUUGCACCAAUUUAUAUGUUUUGAAAUUAUCAGACAACAGAUUUCAUGGCCCUAUAUUCUCAACACAAUUCAACCUGCUUUGGGUACAAGUGCUGCUUUUGGACAACAACCAGUUUACAGGAACUCUAUCCCACGGACUCUUCAACUGCUCUGGGUUGGAAUUCUUGGAUAUCAGCAACAACUAUUUUUCAGGUGAAAUUCCUAAGUGGAUGCAUGGCAUGACAUCUUUAAGAACACUCAUCAUGCGAAAUAAUUCUUUCCAUGGUCGGAUCCCUCAUGAAUUCCCUGAUGUACACUAUGUAGACCUCUCUUAUAACUCAUUUACUGGCUCUUUAGCCUCUUUCUUGCUCCUUGGCUCUGUGAAGCAUCUACAUUUGCAAGGGAAUGCAUUCACGGGAUCAAUACCAAAACAUGUCCUAAAGCCUGAAUUUCUAUUGACAUUGGAUCUUGGAGAUAACAACCUUUCCGGAAAAAUUCCCCAUUCAAUUGGCCAACUUUCUGAAUUGAGGGUUCUGUCAUUAAGAGGAAACAACUUCAUUGGCCAAAUUCCAAAUUCCUUGUGUCAGCUGAGCAAGAUGAGCAUAUUGGAUCUUUCCAAUAACAGUUUCUCCGGGCCAAUUCCCCAUUGCUUCAAUAAUAUGACUUUUGGGAAGAGAGGGGCUAAUGAGUUCUACGCUUUUUUUCAAGGCUUGAUUUUAUUCUUUUCAAGACGUGUUGUUUACAAGUAUGAAGGCCUUCAAGGACGAGAGCCAGCCAACACAAUGCGAGGCAGGAAUGAGGAUCCAUAUUCGCAAUACGAACCACAAGAUGAAGUUGAAUUUAUUACAAAGAGAAGGCAUGGCAUCUACAAGGGUGAUAUCCUCAACUUCAUGUCUGGACUGGAUUUGUCAUCUAACAACCUCACUGGUAAAAUCCCUUAUGAACUAGGACAGCUGAAUUCAAUCCAUGCAUUGAACUUGUCGCAUAACCGGCUGAUAGGAUCCAUCCCCAAGGAUUUCUCAAAACUUCACCAACUAGAGAGUUUGGACCUUUCUUAUAACAGUUUGAGUGGAGAAAUUCCUCCACAACUUACUAAUCUAAAUUUUUUGGCUGUGUUCAUUGUGGCUCAUAACAACUUCUCAGGUAGAAUUCCGGACAUAGCACAAUUUGGAACAUUCGAUGAGAGCAGCUAUGAUGGUAAUCCUUUUCUUUGUGGGUCAAUGAUAAAGAGAAAAUGUGAAACUGUUGUAGAUCAGCCGCCAACCAUGCUAUAUGAUGAAAGUGAAGGAAAGUGGUAUGACAUUGAUCCUGUCGUUUUCUCUGCAAGUUUUGUAGCAUCAUAUAUUAUGAUUUUAUUGGUAUUUGUUGCACUUCUCUACAUUAAUCCUUAUUGGCGAAGAAGAUGGUUCUAUCUCAUUGAAGAAUGUAUAUAUUCAUGCUACUAUUCUGCUUCUGAUAUGCUUUAUAAGUUAUCUGCUCUUUUGUACAAAUAGAACUUGGCAUGGAGGGAAGCUUAAAUUUGAUAAAUGUUGUUGUAAUAUGAAAUUGUCCAUGUACUUACCAAUGAAGUAUGAAGAACUGAUACUAUUUAUGAAA